AUGAUAAAUGAGAAGAGUAAACAAUUCUCGAGUGUAUUCAACUCGCAUCAAUCUAGAGUGAUAGCUAUAAUCGUAACAUUCUUCACCACCCUAUUCACUAUAAGCGUAUUCCUCUAUCUAUCGAUUACCCCAUCCACCGAGUUCGAAGAUGAUUUUGGUGUCAACUUACAAGACAACCAUCAAGGCGUGAUUAGUAAAAUAUGGGAUUUGAAAGCAACGGGAUCAGGAUCGAGUAUUGGCGAAUGGAAAUCAUGGAUCGGGUUAAGCGAUGGAAGAGAUAGACAAAAAGAAUCAGAUAAAAUAAGGGAAUUAAUCAAUGUCUUUCAAGAUAGGUUUCCUAAAGACGAUGGAAAAGCUGCAAGAGAUCUGAAUAAACCUUCGCUCGAAAGAUUAGCGGAUUGUAUAGCCAGUAACACAUGUGGUGAAGGCGAAGAAACAGUGGUCAUCUUAGCUUCGAUGCAUUUCAAUAAUGCCGUCAUGGGGAAAACGAGCGGUGAAGAUAUCUGGGCAAGAUCCUCACUUGAAGCUCUACACUCCUUGAAUUACACACUCCUAUAUACGUUCGCACCUAUGGACACUUUGACUCUUUAUCAGGGAUUGAGCGAUAGAGUGAAAACGAUCAUAUGGGAAUCGAUUGAACUGAAGAAAUGUAUGAAGAGAAAUGAAACCAAUUGGGAGUCAUUAGAAGAUGGUCACUCUCCAGGUAAAUGGCAGAAUACCACGACUGGCCGAUUCGGCUGUGUCAGAAGGACAGGAUACGAAGAAGGUAUACCAUUAGAGAAGAGUUUCACAUUUCAUUUUUGGUCAGGUGCAGAGAAUCCGUUGGGAGCUCAUUUCACUCUGAGUCCUGAAAAUUACGCCAUGUGGAAUCAUGGUAUCGGUAACCAUUACUUGGGCUAUUCGAUCGAGUCACGAUGUAAAGCCAUCACAUUACCGAGCUCGAAAGAACACAAAGGAAUGGCUUUGGGUAAAUAUUCGAAAUACUUCAAUACUUCUUCAACGGAAUGGGUAUGGGGCAAAGAUGACAUAUUGAAUCAAGUCGUAAAUACAAUGCCUGAAUCAGAUGAGAAAGAAAAGUUCGAGUUGAUAGCAACCAUUGGUCAUUAUGAAAAGUCAGAGGUGACAGAAGAUCAUGUAAGAUUUCACGAAAUGAAUAACUUGGGACCUUUACCUCAAGAUGAAUGGUAUCAAACUUUAGCUUCUAGUAAAUUUCUUGUGGGAGUAGGCAAACCUAAAAUCUCACCUUCACCCUACGACGCAUUGUGUUUUGGUGUCCCGUUCAUUAAUCCUGUAUUAUCGUGGAAUCGAACGGAUCCAGAUGAUUGGACGAAAUGGUAUUCUCAACAUGACGGUCUGAGACCUUAUGGUCCACCUUUUGUCUAUCACGUCCAAAAGAAUAACAAAGAACAGUUGGAGGAAGCGAUGAGAUUGGCCAUUGAGAAUCCCAUUGACAGUUUUAUACCUCCACCGAUGACUAGAACAGCAGUGAGAGACAGACAUCGAGCGCUGGUAGAGACAGAUUGGAAGCCGUGGGCAAUAGCUGCCGUCAAGGAACUGUGGACCGACAAAGGUAAAGAGUUCCCCUAUCUCGUCGAGGGCCGUCAACAUCUCUAA
Molecule: messenger RNA, 1614 nt
Organism: Kwoniella shivajii
Lineage: Eukaryota; Fungi; Basidiomycota; Tremellomycetes; Tremellales; Cryptococcaceae
Exons: 8
Coding region: 1-1614 (537 amino acids)
Biological process (GO): protein N-linked glycosylation
Cellular component (GO): Golgi apparatus
Molecular function (GO): alpha-1,6-mannosylglycoprotein 6-beta-N-acetylglucosaminyltransferase activity
Source: RefSeq, a predicted model, not a curated record